AUGCCGCUUCAUCUUCUAGGCAAGAAGUCGUGGAACGUCUACAAUGCCGACAACGUCGCCCGCGUUCGUCGCGAUGAGGCUGCCGCGAAGGCUGCCGAGGAAGGGGAAGAGCAGCGCAUGCAGGAGAUUGAUGCGCAACGUCGAUUAGCCAUUCUACGUGGCGAAGAACCUCCUCCUAUCGAAGAACCUGAAUCACCUAAGCCAAACGAGACAUCCAUUGGUGAUCGCGAUGCUUCACAUAGAGGACCGCGACGAAAGCGAAAACGACCAGACGAGGAUGACACCGACUUCGAAAUGCGAAUAGCAAGAGAGAACGAAAACAAAGCUCUCAUGAAAACCGAGCCUGAGCGAAAGAGUACAAGCUCUGCGCCUAUUGUGGACCACAAUGGACAUAUCGAUUUACUCGGCGAUGAGAAGUCAAGGGCGCACGCAGAAAAGAAUGAAGAGGCCGAGAAAGAAGCCAAGAAAAAGAAACAGAGCUAUGAAGACCAGUUUAUGAUGCGUCUCUCGAAUGCUUCAGGGAAGGAUGGUGUUCUACGACCAUGGUACUCGCAAGCUGAUGCUGCGGCCCCUGAUGCUUCGUCGAAGGAUGUAUGGGGAAACCAAGACCCGAAUCGUAGAGAUCGUGACGCUAAACGUGUAGCGUCCAACGAUCCUCUUGCCAUGAUGAAGCAAGGAGCUUCCAAAGUUCGGACAGAAGUAGAGAUCGACACAGAAGCAGGGACCGUAGUCGUGAUCGAGAGAGACCAUCGGAUCGCCAUGAGCGAAGACAACGGUCUAAAGAGCGAGGGCAUGAUCGUGAUCGACACCAUGAUUCACGGAGUCGAAGACAUGAGCGUCAUGACAGAGAACGGUCUCGGCAUGGGAGAAGGCGCCACGACGAGGAUGAACCACGAAGAGAAAGGAGUAGACAAGAUAAAGAACACCACGAGAAACAAGACCUGCGAUCUGGAGAAAGAGGAGAUAAAGAACGACGAUAAAGUCGUCAUGAACUGCGAUAGCGAUCAACAUACCCUUUUGACUACUUUUUAUACUGUGAUCCAUGAAGCAGUUUGA
Messenger RNA from Fusarium graminearum PH-1, 1056 nucleotides. RefSeq lists its product as uncharacterized. The transcript has 3 exons. Lineage: Eukaryota; Fungi; Ascomycota; Sordariomycetes; Hypocreales; Nectriaceae. Bases 1 to 1056 code for a protein of 351 amino acids. The record is from RefSeq and is a predicted model, not a curated record.